Messenger RNA from Talaromyces stipitatus ATCC 10500, 2652 nucleotides. RefSeq lists its product as hypothetical. The transcript has 6 exons. The record is from RefSeq and is a predicted model, not a curated record. Lineage: Eukaryota; Fungi; Ascomycota; Eurotiomycetes; Eurotiales; Trichocomaceae. Gene Ontology annotation, biological process: DNA-templated transcription. Gene Ontology annotation, molecular function: zinc ion binding; DNA binding. Gene Ontology annotation, cellular component: nucleus. The coding region runs from base 1 to 1992 and encodes 663 amino acids.
AUGUGUUCGCCGUGGCCUGGCGUCGUCCUGCGCCUAUGUCAGGUCCAUGGGGCAGGGCACAGUGCCUACUACUGCGCAGCCGGGACUCAAUUGGAGCGACUAGUGAUUUCUCUUGUUGAUGGCAACAAGACUACAAAUGCUUCAGACCAGGAUGGUUUAUCCUUGCCGGUAAUGACAACGCUGGCCCGGUCUUCUGGUAGACCACUGUCUGGUGAUGCAGCAAACUUACAGUCUCCUCGACACUGGGGUCAAAUACGACAAUUCAAUCAGGAGACAGCUUAUGUUCCGGGAACUCAUUGGACUGUCAUUCUUGAUGAGAUUAAGCAGCUCAAAAACAUGCUGUCUCAUGAAGACACGUCGAAUAGCCGCAGCACCUCCUCUGCUUCUGCGCUUCCUUUAGAUACAACUGAGUCGAAUGUGCUUUUUGGAGGCCACAAAUCCUUGAGCAGCCAAGAAAUCCUGGCCGCUGUUCCGUCGAGAUCUAUUGCGGAUAGGUUGGUUGCAGGCUAUUUCCUUGACCGUCCCAUUGUUACAAUCGUUCUGCAUGGCCCGACGUUCUUACUUGAGUAUGAUGGUUUCUGGGAAGAUCCUUUAGGAACGCCCAUGACAUGGAUUGGGCUACUGUUUUCAGUUAUGUGUCUGGUGCUAUCAUAUCGACCUGAGGCGGUUCCAAUGAUUUCCGACUCUCAGGAACUUGCACGGAUAUAUAGGGAAAAGAUUGUACAAUGCCUUUACCUUGGAAAGUAUUCGAAUGGUACGCCAUACAGUGUUGAGACAUUGUUGUUGUACUUGCACAUCGAAUUACUUCGAGCAAGCGAUACGCAAAGCGAGCCUUGGACAAUGUUGGGUGUUGUCGUCCGCCUUGCAUAUCGUAUGGGUUAUCAUCGAGAUCCUUCGCAUUUUCCAAAUAUACCUCCGUUUGAAGGUGAGAUGAGACGACGAGUAUGGUCUAUGCUUGUUCGGCUCGAUAUCCAAAUGUCGGCGCAAGUUGGACUACCUCGUAUGAUUAGGGAAGACCAAGCGGACGUCGCUGAACCACGAAAUCUACUGGAUGAAGACCUACAUCGUGACAUGCAAGAGUUACCUGCAUCACGGCCCGCUGCCGUUCUGACAGAAAUCCAGUACAGCCUACUAGAGAGUAGAUUGCUUUCGAUUCGCGGGGGAAUAACUGAUUGGAUGGAGGCUGUGACAAACAGGAGAACAAAUCUAGCCCUUGCGAAGGCUAAUAUCUCUCGUUUGGAUCAGCAAUUGGACAAUGCAUAUGCCGCACUCCCAGAAACGCUUCGCAUGCGACCAAUGGCCAAGUCGCUGGUUGAUAAUGCUGAAACUAUUUUAAGACGUAUGGUACUCUUUCUGCAUUUGCAGGAGUCCAAGUGCUCAUUGUACUAUCGAUUUGCAACCUUACUGCCGUCCUUUGGUAUUGAAGAGGAAAGUCAAAUCAAUCACAAUUCUGCCCACUCUAUAUACAUCGAAGCUGCUUUGCACAUUAUCCGAUGUCAACGAACGCUAUAUGAUGAAACGCAAAUCUCUGGGCGUUUAUGCAAGGAUCGAUGGAAGGUAUCGGCAUUGCUCCGGAACCCGUGCUUGAUGGCUACUUCCCUACUGUGUUCAGAGAUUGGUGCUGUCCAUAGUGGCCCGGUUUUCAAUUCUUCGACCAAUCAGUUCCCUCAACAAAGCGACGAUAGUCCGACUAGCCCAAAAUCCCAAUUGAACCACCUGGCGCCUGAAAAGCGAGCCGCAAUCGUCCAGGCCCUACAUGACUCUUGUCUCGUCUGGACUCAUCUAAGCGAGACUUCGCACGAGGCCUUUAAAGUCGUUGAAGCGGUGCGAUCGGUCCUGAACGCAAUGCCCAAUACCGAUAUGACCAUGUCACCAACAGUGGAUAAUGGCCCAAUUCUGGAUAUGACUAUGAAUAAUGUCACGAUGGUUCCUAGCGGUAGUGUCGCAGGAAGCCCCUCAAGAAGUAUGUACUCUGCGUCCUCUUGUCACUGAUGUCAAGCCCUAUGUAUGUGUAGGCUAAUUCUUAUCCCUUCAAGUGCUUGAUCUUCUACAGCAACAGAGCGAUGGUCAUGAUCCGAACAUGCGCCUCAGUACUGCUACUUCCCAGCUUCCCAAUCUUGUUGCCCAGCAUCACGGGAUUGGGGAAGGAUCUCAGAUGCACUAUGAUCCACUAUCACAGAACCAGUUGAAUAUGGUAAGUAAGACCUUUGGCAGAAAGAUUCUCAAGGCUGAUGAUUCCUUUCAGCAUCCCCAGAGACUGGAGCAGAUGGAAAGAAUGGCGAAGUACUUCCCGAAAAGAUUUGCGUUCCUUUUAUGAAACAUUAUUAGAAGCGAGUUUUGCUACUAUAAGUUAAAAGUCCGAAAUCCCACACAUGUGCGUCUAGCUCGCGACAUCAAGAGACGCCAUCCACAAAGUUCUGCUCAGAGUCUAGACUGAAUCGAGAUAAUCUUAUCUCCUGACGUUUGGCUCAGCUGGGUAGGUUGGACUGAAUUAGAAUCCAAGAGCUACUGCGCAGUUAAUACGAGGAGAAUAGGUCCGUGCGAAGACGAUGACAUUGCCUGCUGACGAAUGAGCGCUAUGAUAAAACAUAAUUGAUAUACAGUACGGAUGCACUCCGUAGGAAUCAAUGACUACGCUUGGAUCCUCGUACG